UGUAAACCAUUUUCUGAGUAUUUGUCACAAGUUUUUUUUGUAGUACUUUAUUCAUUUUUCCAUAAAGGUGCUCCAAGAGUUGUAACAGAUCCCCCUCUCAGUAACUUCUGCUGAUUGAGUUCUGGCCUCUGUAUUGUAAGAGCCCAAAUACCCCUUCUCUGAGGACUGCUCUCACUCCACAAGACACACACACACACAUAUAUGCGUCCCAUGGCUCACUAUGGGCUCCUGGACUGUUUGUUACCUUGCCUUUCUCAUCCCCAGCCACACUAAUUAGUCCAGUAUUGGUACAUUUCAAGCUGGCCAUAUUAUCUUUCUCCUAAAGAAUGUAUGUAUGGUAUCCAGAAAUUCCAGUUAGCAAGUUUCCUAUUAACAAAUAAACAUGGGAAUCCCUAUUGCUAUGCUCAUUUUCUGCCUUACCUUUAAAAAAAAAUAAGGAAUCUGUUUAAUAAAGAGAGAGAAAGAAAUGAAAUGGACAUGAAGUGGGGGAAGAUCUGAAUAGCUCAGGUGCCCCUGAGAGACUGAGAGGAAGAAAUAGCAUCUUUGGUUCUGGCAACAUUCCAACUCUCAUUAUAUCCCCUGGAUACCCAGCAAAAAUAAUAAAGGAGCAAAACUAAACUUGUCCUCAAAAAAAGAGGGACCAAAAAAAAAAAAUCCUAGCAUUAGUAGCACCCUCAUAUGCAAAUCCUUUUCUGAGUAUUUGUUAAACACCAAACCCUGGGGGGAAAAAAGUACAACAGACACUAAGGGAUUUAAUAAAUAGAUACAAGAAACAUAUUAAAAUUAAAACAGCAUAAAACAGUGCCUCAAGCUCAGUGAGCAUUUUAUGUAUUCUAAUCUUAAUACCUCUCUAGCUGAUUGUGUAAGAAGUAAUCUAUCACGUUGUAUGCAUUAGCUCAGUCAUUGUGGAGAUAAAAAGGUAAAGCCAUCCUGAAACAGGAAACCAAUAUUCUUCCUGUUUAACCAACAAAUCUAAAAAUCUAUUCUUUGCAACUAUUUACUUUUGCUCUUGUCCACCACAACAUGGUGCUCCACAUGUUCCCCAUAGUUUUAUGACAAAGAGAAAUUUUUCAUGAGCCACUUUUGUAUCCCCACCCCCUUAAAGAAAGAGGGAGGAAAAACUGUUUCAUACAGAAGGCGUUAGCUGUAUGAAUUAGAACUGCCACCUAAGUGUGGGCUAAUGUAACCAAGAGGGAUUUCACCUACAUCCAUUCAGUCAGUUUAUGGGGGUUUAAAGAAAUUCCAAAGAGUCAUCAGAAGAGGAAAAAUAAAGGUAAUGCUUUUUGCCACACAGGUAGAAUCUUUGAAAAUAUGUGUAAUAUGUAAAACAUUUUGACACCCCCAUAAUAUUUUUCCAGAAUUAACAGUAUAAAUUACUUCACUUGUUCAAGAGCUUCCUAUCAGCCUCUCUAAUCACUACUCACAGUAACCUCAACUGCUGCCACAAUGUACAAGCUGCAACUCUUGUCUUGCAUUGCACUAACUCUUGCACUCGUAGCAAACAGUGCACCUACUUUGAGCUCUACGAAGGACACAAAGAAACAACUGGAGCCACUGUUGCUGGAUUUACAGUUUCUUUUGAAGGAAGUUAAUAACUAUGAGAACCUCAAACUCUCCAGGAUGCUCACAUUUAAAUUUUACAUGCCCAAGAAGGCUACAGAAUUGAAACACCUUCAGUGUCUCAUGGAAGAACUCAAACCUUUGGAGGAAGUGCUAAAUUUAGCUCAAAGCAAAAACUCUCACCUGACAAAUAUCAAGGACUCAAUGAACAAUAUCAAUUUAACGGUUUCGGAACUGAAGGGAUCUGAAACAGGAUUCACAUGUGAAUAUGAUGAUGAGACAGUAACUGUUGUAGAAUUUCUGAACAAAUGGAUUACCUUUUGUCAAAGUAUCUACUCAACACUGACUUGAUGAUUAAGUGCUUCCCAUUUCAAAUGUUAUCAGGCUAUUUAUUUGAGUAUUUAAAAUUUAUAUUUAUUUUUUGAUGUAUGGUUUUCUAUCUUUGUAACUAUUAUUCUUACUCCUCAGAUGAUAAAUAUGGAUCUUUUAAGAUUCUUUUUGUAAGCCCUAGGGGCUCUAAAAAUUCAUUUAAAUUAUUUAUCCUAAAGUAUUUAUUUUUAUAUUGAACUGUUAAAUAUCAUGUCUAUGUAGGUCAGUUAAUAAAAUUAUUUAAUAAAGCUGAUGAAUAAAAACAAGCCCAGAUAUUUGUUAUUCUGCGAAUAGCACAGAGUAAGCACUAAAAUAUUUCUGAAAUACUCAUGUAAACUUUUCACAAGAUGGUUAAGAUGCUUAAAAAAGUACCCCUUCCCCAUUGGGGA
Messenger RNA from Vicugna pacos (alpaca), 2318 nucleotides. It is a transcript of the gene IL2, whose product is annotated as interleukin 2. Gene Ontology annotation, biological process: immune response. Gene Ontology annotation, cellular component: extracellular region. The record is from RefSeq and is a predicted model, not a curated record. NCBI's taxonomy places the organism in Eukaryota, Metazoa, Chordata, Mammalia, Artiodactyla, Camelidae. Gene Ontology annotation, molecular function: interleukin-2 receptor binding; growth factor activity.